Mauremys reevesii (Reeves's turtle) is the source of this 1797-nucleotide messenger RNA. Its product is annotated as alpha-2-macroglobulin-like protein 1. The coding region runs from base 102 to 1727 and encodes 541 amino acids. The transcript has 13 exons. The record is from RefSeq and is a predicted model, not a curated record. Gene Ontology annotation, molecular function: endopeptidase inhibitor activity. NCBI's taxonomy places the organism in Eukaryota, Metazoa, Chordata, Testudines, Geoemydidae.
CGCAGGACCGGGCCCUGCCGGGCUCAGAGCUCCAGCUGCAGGUGCAGGCUGCCCCCGGGUCCCUGUGCGCCGUCCGCGCCGUGGAUCAGAGUGUGCUGCUCAUGAAGCCCGAGGCCGAGCUCAGCGUUGACACGGUCUAUAACCUGCUCCCGGAUUUUCCCCAAGGAGACUAUCCCGACGCAGUGCGAGAGCUGGAGUCAUGUGGUCCUUCGAGUCUAGUUCCUCACUGCCACGGCUUAGGUCCCAGGUGGAGGUGUCGCAGAGGGACUAGCAGCCGAACUCCCACACUGGCUAACGCCUACAGCCUGUUUAAGGAUGCAGCUUUGAAAAUUCUCACCAACACCAAUGCCAAGCAGCCCUGUGAACAUGGACUCUCAAAAGACUUGUAUUAUGACAUGGAAAACGCAUACGAACUGGAAGAAAUGAUCCCUUGGGCAGCAAGUGUGGAUGGUGAAGCAGAGAUCCCAGCGAUCAACGGCCUGCUAGCACCAGGACCCAGCACCCAGGAGGAGGCAGCGCCACGUGUGUACUUCCCAGAGACGUGGCUGUGGGACCUGGUGCCUGUGGGCGAGGGGGGCUCCAAGGACGUCCCAGUCUCGGUGCCCGACACCAUCACGGAGUGGAAAGCUGGGAUGUUCUGCACGGCGGAGCUGGGCUUUGGGCUCUCGCCCACGGCCACCUUCACGGCCUUCAAACCCUUCUUUGUGGAGCUGGCCUUGCCGUACUCCGUGAUCCGGGGAGAGGCCUUCGCCCUAAAGGCCACCGUCUUCAACUACCUGCGCCAGUGCAUCAAGGUGCGGGUGACGCUGGCAGAGUCUGCGCAGUUCCAGGUGCAGGCGGGCAAGGACGGUGCCUACACCAGCUGCCUCUGUGCAGACGAAGGGAAAACCUUCCAGUGGGAGGUGACGGCGAGCAGCCUGGGGGAGGUGAACUUCACCAUCAGCACCGAGGCUCUGCACACCGAGGAGCUGUGCGGCAAUGAGCUGGCCGUGGUGCCGGCCCAGGGGCGAGUGGACACUGUGAUAAAGCCCCUGCUGGUCCAGCCGGGGGGGAUCCUGGAGGAGAAGGCGCACAGCUCCCUGCUCUGCCAGGAAGCCUCUGAAAAAAUCUCCUUGCAGCUGCCUGCGAACGUCCUGGCAGGGUCCGAACGGGCCCACGUGACUGUCCUGGGAGACAUAAUGGGCACGGCUCUGCAGAACAUAGACCGCCUGCUGGCCAUGCCCUACGGCUGUGGAGAGCAGAACAUGGUCCGUUUCGCUCCCAACAUCUACAUCCAGCAGUACCUGGAGAAGAGCGGGCAGCUGAGCCCGGAGAUCAGAGACAAAGCCAAGGGUUUCCUCCAGAGCGGCUACCAGCGUGAGCUACUCUAUAAGCACAACGACGGCUCUUACAGCGCCUUUGGGGAGAGCGACGCCAGGGGCAACACCUGGCUGACGGCCUUCGUUCUCAAGUCCUUUGGCCAGGCCAGGCCCUACAUCUCCAUCGACGAGAAGCACCUAGAAGACGCCCUAAGGUGGCUGCAGCGCCGUCAGCGGAAGACCGGCUGCUUCCGCAGUGUGGGGAAGCUGUUGAACAACGCCCUGCAGAAAUCGAAACAUUUCAGCAAAAGUAACAUUUUCCUGCAGAGUUUUGGUUUUGUGGAAACUGCAUCGUCUGUCGAGAAAUCAUUUCAGCAGGAAAUUCCCACUCAGCUCGAGUCACAGCCCAAUUCCUGCCACUGCCCCUGAGUUUGCAGGAAGCUGGGACUCUCCGGGAGGGGCAAGGGCUGUACCCGGCUGUUUUGGGAGCAAGAAGGAG